Molecule: messenger RNA, 3529 nt
Organism: Chara braunii
Lineage: Eukaryota; Viridiplantae; Streptophyta; Charophyceae; Charales; Characeae
Source: the annotation of a GenBank genome assembly
GCGAGAGGGAAGCAGAAAGGAACACAAUAACCGUGUGCCCCGAUGUCUUCGUCAUCCGUUCCCUCCGUCCCCGCCACUUGCGACACGUGCCACAACAUGAUGAUCAUCGUGGUGUUGAUGAAGAUGAUGAUGAUGCCGAUUGCGCUGCAGAUGAUGAUGAUGAUGAUGAUGACGAGGGCGGCGGCGAUGUUGAUGACUACGACGAUGUCGGAUGAUGAUGACGAUGACGUUGAUGAUGUUGCUGAUGAUAAUGAGGAUGAUGAUGAUCAUGAUGAUGAUGAUCAUGAUGAUGAUGAUGGUGUUGAUGUUGAUGACAACGAUGUUGAUGAUGAUGAUGACGAUGAGGAUGGCGAUGAGGAUGACGAUGAGGAUGAUGACGAUGAUGACGAUGAUGACGACGAUGAUGAUGAUGAUGAUGAUGAUGAUGAUGAUGAUGAUGAUGAUGAUGAUGAUGAUGAUGAUGAUGAUGGCAGUCGUCGACGGUUCUACAUGAAAAAUGUGUACAGUUCGAAGGGGAACGUCGUCGCCGGUGCCAAGGGAAGGGGGGUGGAAGAGGACCACCCGGGUAGCAAACGUCCGGCUUCAAAACCGAAACAGCCUGCGUCAGGACCUUCCACGACACGGCCUGCCAUCGAUGUGGACGCCGGGUACUUCCUGGAGUACAAAGACGGCGUCAGGACAAGGCGGGAGUUUGAGAUUAGCCCGGCUCAGAUCGUCGACCUCGGGGACUUGUGGAUUCUCGCGGAUCAAAAGGAAGAGGAGACUCUUAAGAAGCAAAAUGUUGCCCUGCGUUCUUAUUUCCCUCCCGCGAUGGCCGGAGAAAAUGUAUGGAAACUGGCCCUGGAAUUUUUCGACAAAUGGGAGACGAGUAGAUUGCUGAGCCACGACGGAGCGAAGUGGAUCGUGAAAAAGAAGAAGGUCAAAAAUGUCAAGCCUCGGGUCGCCUACAUCCACAACGACAAGUUGGGCAGAACUGAGGUGGUGUACUACGUCCCCGUGGACCCACCGAACAAGAAAGGCAAAAAGGAGAAAGAGGACGGCGAUUGGUUCGUGCAAGUGCCCGACCCGGACGCGCAUUGUUGGAAAGCAAUGGAAUCACUCACGGACAAUGAGAAGUGUCGCGUUCUUAAGAAGGUGCUUGCUUGUGAGAUCGUUUGGGUCCAGGCCGGCUCCCCGUCGUUGGCGAAGUUGGGGAAGCUCAGCAUGCAGGACAUGGUGCAGCUGGUGAAGUGCGACCGCGUGCUGGUCCAGUUGUGGAAUUACUAUCAAUUCAAACACGAGAAGAGGCCGGACGCGGAUUGGAUCCAAAGGUACCCUUUCCUGAAAUCGAGGUCUGCGGUGUUCAGGAAGUUUGAAAGUCAGGGAUUGGAUGACGAGUUGUGGGAUAACAGCAGGAAACACUUGUUUAAGGACUGCCCGUCGUACACGGGUUGCGACCAGGACAACGCGAUUGAGGUGACGGAGAAGUUGGUGGGGCACAAGAAGUUGUCCGUCGACUGGAGAAACAAGGUUCUCUCCGUGUUGAAUGGGAGAAGACUGAAGAGCCGGGAGGUCGCCCUUGCCGAAGGCAUUAUUCACAUUAAAUGGAAAGACACGAGGGACGUGACAUCCAUCGCGCCGUUCGCCAACGACCCUUUGGAGGCGGACAUGAGGGGCGCAGAGCUGAAGGAAGCAUUGGCUGCCACAAAGAGCCACACGUUCGUCCUCGAUCUGUGCGAGCCAGUUGACCUCAAACUGUGGAAGGCCCAAGCGUGGGAGACUUUGGAUUCCUAUCUUCAGACGUGGUGUCCGUCGCAUUGGACUCUCGUUGUUUUCGUGCCGCGGCAGCACAACCUCACGUUUCUCGCUAGCAUGCACCAUCUUUCUUUCGUCAAGCUGUUGGAAGGGAAGUGGGUGAGGAAAGUUCAGCAAAAGAAAAGCUUCCCCGUUGGGAACAAUUUGUACACGGAGGAAGACCGCAUGUACAUCCUCUUCAAGGGUGACGAUCUGCGCGCCAAGUUGCCAACACGUAUAGGGUCCGGCGACACGGAGACGACGAAGUCCGCCGAGAUCCGAACUUCUUCGGGCGGGGGCUGUCGGCCAGGGAUUGUCAUGCCGUUGAGAGGGGCAGCGUGCACAGAGACGGAAGUGCGGUCCUCGGGAUUCGACACGGGUACCGCAGAAGGGGAUGAGUUUCGUGGAAGGGAAGUAGGGGAGAAAAUGGAGGAACGGAGGGGAGCACAAGAAGGGGAGGAAGAAGGGGAGGAAGAAGGGGAAGAAGAGGAGGAAGGGGAGGAAGCGGGAGAAACGGAGCUACUUGAUUUGCUUGAAGGGAGGGAGGGUGCCGGAUCUGGAGACGACGAAGUGGAGCACAGUGAGGACGAUGCCGGAUCUGGAGAGUCAUCUGACGAGUUCGGACAACUGUACCGAGAGCAUCACGAGGAUGAUGUCGACGACGAUGCCACAGCAAUAGAGAUAGAGACACAGGUCGUUAGCAGCCUUUCUGCACAGCCUGAAGAUUAUGCGGUCCGACCACGAACAUCUGUUGUCGACUUGCAACACCGCUUCGACGAGGCUUUCGGCGUUAUCAGCCCGUCUAAAACAAGUCGGCGUAUAAGCAUCGACGAAGUUAUCGACGGUAUCCUCGGCGACCACAACGUGUCUGCCCGUCCGUCCACAACGCCUGACGUCGACGAAACUGGCAACGUCACGUCUCCCGUUGCAGCUGCCCUCGCUUCGUCGUCGCCGAAGUCCCUGGUCCUGCCGGCCACCCUUGCCGCCGGAGAGGAAGGCGAGGUCGGGGGACGACAACAUGUCACGUUCCCAAAGAAAUCGAGGGUCGGCGGUCAAGCUCUCGACGUGCUCGCUUUGCCCGCGCCAAAUUCCCCAUCGAAGGAGCGGAGAGAGAAACAGACUGGGAUGGGGUCGUCUCGAACACAGAGGUCCUCCAAAUAUCCUGAGCACAUAUUGCAGAAAGUCCCCGGGUUGACUACAAAACACAAGGAUAUGUUAAAGGCAUCAGGGGUUGAUGUCGAGAUCGGGAAGAAGGAGUACAAUGUUGCCAUUGAGGAAUGUCUUUCCCUUCUUGCCCCAGAGAAAGGGACAUAUCCACGAUCUGUGAGUAGGGGUCAGGCCAUGUAUGAGAAGUACUUAGCAACGCGUCAUGCUCCGGGGGACAAUGCCUAGAACUCCGUUUCUCACUACCCCACGUGUCCUUUGCUCGAUGUUGUGCAGUGCAGGCCGCAAGUGCAGCACGCGGAAAAAGCUUCGCUGCAACGAUUGAGCCUCUGAGCUUGCGGGUUUUGGACGACAUUUUACGAGGCUCGGUGCCGUCUCACACUGUUCUCUCUAUACUGGGCGAUGGUCAAUUUCGGAUUGCAGCAAAAGAUCUCCUCACCCUACUGCAUGUCGACGGCAGGGUGAAUGAUGAGGUGGUCAAUUUCUAUAUGGCGUUGUUGGGGUCGACCGCAUGUGGGUCACGUGACAUCUCGUCGGGCCUUCAAGUCUUCACCUUUAAUUCGUUCUUCUUCAGUAAAAUGCGACUUCAAGG